UGCUGAUUUUGUGUACUUACUGUCAUCAGCAUCGCGCUAUAUGCAUCGCAUUAACAUUGCAAUGUUGGAAAAUGAGUGCCAUCACGAUGAACUAGGGCAAAUUUUGGCGUUAGUUGGGGGCCGAAAGCCCUUCGACUGACCCACCGAUCACCACUGGUGAAUAGCCAGUGGUCAUCCUUACAUCAGGGGCUCCAUUUUUAUCGCAAUGGAAACUCUUACUUAUCAUUUUAAUAGAAGUAAAAGCGAAGUGAUGUCUGUCACCAAAACAACACGAAGUUUGGGAACAAUGGCGGAUCCAGAAAAUGAAAACAGCAAAGGCAAAUCAGGUGGUAGCGAAAGAUUGUCACCCACUGAUCUGAUGACUGAACAACUGGAAGCCAAAAUAAGCUUAAACGUGAAGAGGAGGAUUGAAGCAAUGGUUGCUGAAGUGAACAAGUUCAACGACCUUGAGAAGCUGCUUCUGUACCUGAAGUUGCCAACGGGCAUUAACGGGUUCGAUUCCAACCGGCUGAAAAGCCCCUCUCCCUCGCUAGCGGUCACGCGCAUCGAACAAACCCAGGCAUCCAAUUGGAUCCGCAGUCACCUCGAAGAGUGCAGCGACACAUCGCUCCCUAAACAUGAAGUGUACGAAGAAUAUCGGAUGCAUUGUGAAUCUGCUACUCGUCGAGUGUUGAGCCCCGCUGACUUUGGCAAGAUCAUGAAGAGUGUCUUUCCCCAAGUGAAACAGCGACGCCUUGGCACCCGUGGCAAUGCCAAGUAUUGCUAUAGCGGCCUUCGCAAGAAGUGCGAAAUCCAGCCACCUUUACUGCCAAGCAUGGAAUCACCACGCAAAACGGGACCAAAUGAUGUACCUUACAGUUCUUCCUCCUGCAAGUGUAGCCAAGAACAACAGCAGGCAGACCUGGCCAGCACGAUCGUCAUCUGCGAAUGGGCGGAGAAAAUCUUUGCCACCCACUUCCAGACCACAGAGGAGCUUGCCCACCACCUUGCCAGCAAUAAGUUAGUCUCCAGCUCUGUGGCCUCCCUGACAGUACUCUCCGGAGGCAAGGAUUCCUCGGCCUCGUCCAAGGUGCUGCGGCCGGACGUGGCGAUGGGGAAACUCCCCAUCACCCCGGAGGAGCGCCGGAAAGAGACGCAACACCAGCUGCAGAAGAAGAUUCAGCAGCGGCAGCUGAGCAAGAUGAAGGAGGAGCACCUGCGACAGACCGAGCGUCAUCAGCAAGCGCUGAGAGCCGAGGACCACCUCAAGGCCAGCAAAGCACGAGAUGAGCGGAAGUUGCUGAACAGGAGCCACAGUAUGCCAAACGAGGUGCAAAUGAAUGCAAGAACAGAUGCUAACGCAGGCGACGCUAAGGAGCAGGACAAGACCCCCAACGGCUGCCAUUUUGGCAGCCAGCAGGCUGAGCAGAAUGGCCGCCUUGCUCCCCAGUCAGGGUUGCAGACGAACAACAACAGCAAUAACAACAGUAACCAGCUGCAGGUUUCCGGCUCGGCAGCCAGCACGAUAACAACAGUCAAGGAAAGUCCAAACAACAAGCGGCGCUUCACUCCCAUACAGCCCAAGACUCCAGUGCGAGAUGGUGCAGUGAAAAUGCCUGUACCCAAUGGGUCUGUGGUGGUUUUCCAGCCAAAUGGAGCCAUUCUGAAUUCCAAAGGGCAAAAGGUCCAACAGCUUCCCCAGGGAGUUCAGUUAAUUCAGCUCGUCCAGAACAUUCCUAAUGCCAAACUUGUUGCCUCCGGGACACCCAAGUCAAGCAGUUCACCAGGAACGUCAAGAGCUCAGAAUAUCAUCGCAGUCCCCUUGUCUCCAGGACAGCUCAUGAAGAGUCCUCCCGGAGCAACUGGUGUGCUGGUUUUCAACCAGUCUCCUUCAGCUGGCCUUGGUCCAAGCUUUGUAAAUGGUUCGCUGCCUGGUAGCACUGCAUCAGUGGUACAGAAAGACCCCACAACAACGUUUCCAUCCUCCAGCAACACUCACAUGCUGCAGUUACAGUCAGACGCAGGAGGUGCGUCACCUCAGGGAGGCUCUAGUGCCGCUCAUUCAGGUAUUUUUCCCUCUUUGACCCCUACAUCCAAUCUCUCCAGCAAACAGGAUCUCCUCACUACACCCCCUGUCCAACCGAGCGCAACCCUAACUUGUCCUUCUACAUCGGCCGUGCCAACAGUACUCCUUAGGUCUGCGUAUGCUGAGUCACCGAAGACUUCCCAGCACGUCAUCAAUCAGACAUCAUCUGCUGCAAAUCCAGUUGCAGUGCCCAUUCCAACAACGUGCGCUUCUCACAACACGUCGACAUCUGUCACCUUCUCGACCUUGCCAAUGCAGAGGCAGCCGGUGUCGGCUCAGGUAGGUAUUCCCAUCCCCGGGAAUCAUGAUCUGAGUGUUCUGUCCUCGGACAGAAGGCUGAAAUCAGGCCUCACCGGAAAUGACCACAAACAGAUACCCAUCAAUUCAGCAUCUGCACUUCUGGCAAUCUUGUCCAACACUGCCAACAAGGAUCAAGGUCUGGAUGACAGCAGAGGUGCUGGUAAGGUAGCAAAAGCAAAUGCCCAUUUGGGAAGUUUUAAUAUGACCAGUACAGUCACCACUCCUCCAGUAUCACAGCUGAAUCAAGACAGUGUGAGUCCUGUAGUUUCUGCUGCCUCAUUGGAAAGUAGGUCUUCUGAAGAUAUGAGGUCAAAGUCUGCGAUGGUCUCCUCUUCAAGUCUUACAAAUGUCAUGCCAGCUGUGCCAACUAAAUUAAGCAGGGUCCAGAAAGAUCUGCCACCACUUAGCAGUGGCUUGAUAUCCAUAUUAGCAGCGCCAGGUCUUGAGACAGCCCGUGUGAGUCAUCCGCAAAUGGCACACCAGCAGCCAAUUCGAGAAGGCCCUCAACAGACUUCAACCUCCAGUCAGAGCUUUCCUACCUGUAGCGUCCCAAUACACACUGGAAGUCAGCCUUCUGGCGUAGCACCGCAUGUGAUUCAGAUGCCAUUUGCCAUGGAGAUAGGCAACAAGAAACUAGCUUUAUCACCAGUUCAGGUUGUGCAGUCGGCGUCAGUAGCCUCCAUCCAGCAUCGAAUGACACUCCCACAGAUCAGCGAGGUAGGCCCUGAUGCAGUAGAAGCUGUCAAUACCAAUACCUUGAUCAAGCAGGAAAUGGAAAAGCUUGGGAAUCAACUGGUACAACAAGGCAUUUCGGCCUUGCAGCCUGUCCGCUUUGUCAAUGGUGUUGCGCAGGGCACACCAGUGGCUGGUAUCCAGCAGCUGGCUGGCGUGGAAGGCCAAGGGAGGCAAAGUACCACGCCCAGUUUCAGCCAUCACUCAAAUACAGCCACGCCUAUCCCGCUUGGCACAGAGAGUGUUCCCCAGAGCCCCAACGACCCCAAUCAGGUGUAUUUCACAUUCACACCCAUCCAGCAGAGCUUAGAGCCAGUUGAUGUCAGCAUGACUAGUCCCAACCCAGUUAAGCCCAUGCAGAAGCCCAAGCCAACACUGGGCACUCCGCAGGCCAACUUUGUCACUCCUGUUCGUAAGCGUCGAAGCUCAGGGACUACAAGGCGGCCUAACCCCAACGGUACAAGUUGUCUUCCUCCUGCUAUCAGCCGUCAGAUCACACCCACCCCAUCUCCCAGUGGGAGUCGUUCCUCAACCCCCUUAUCACCAGCCUUGGUCUCGGGGAACAACCAAGCAGAUACUGCAAGUAUGCCACCCCCGUCACCUGUGACGGUCUUCUCCGACCCAAGCCAGUCUAUGACCAACCGAGGAGCUGGCAAGCCUGACCUGCCCAGCCAAAGCCAAACACCUUGGGUGACGAGUGCCAUCGGUAACAGGAAAAGGAAUCCAUCCGGACCUGCUACCUUCAUGCAGUCGACCAAACAGCUCUCUUUAGAUACAGCCAACUUCUUACCGGAGGAGUUAACAGAUCUGAACAUCCGUGGCUUUGAUCCCAGUUUGGAGCUGAAUACACAGCAGUACCAGCGCAGUCAUAGUGUUCCUCUGCCUGCUUACCAGCCAGUUGUACUGAGCCAAGAUAGGUUCAUAUCCAAUUUUCCUGUAUCUGCUGAACAGAGAGGGGUAACUAUCAACAACAGGAGCUUUGGAGCUAAGCGCAACCUUACCCAAGAGUUGCAAGAGAUUCAAGUCACAGAUGAGGACUUCAAUCCAGAGCAGAAUUUCCUUGAAGGUAGUGACCCAACUUUUAAUGAUCUCCUGAAUGCUGACUUGCAGCAGCCCUCCCAGAGUCAAGGGUCUUGGGUCAGUGACAUGCCACAAGAGUGUCCCACCGAAUUAGCAGUAGGUUUCCCGAUCACCUCUUGCAGCUCCGAGCGGGAUGCCGAGAAUGAUCUCAGCCUUGCCCAGGGAUUGGGGGAUAAUUCCAACAGUACGACGUCCACCCUGAACGAAGAUAUAGCCGCAAUGGAUGAGAUGGGCCCCAAUCCAGUCUUUCGUGAUUUCACCCUUCCGAGCUGGCCCCAGAUGGGUAGCAGUGGCAGUCUGGCCUCACUUGAAUGCAGCAUGUGAUCCGUGACACAGUCAGGGAACUAAACUUAAUGUCCUGAAUAGUUUCCUAGUUUACAAGAUUGUCAACGUGACUGUUUGAAGAAGAUACAUAGCAUCUUCAGAAGCCUGAAUUAUGCAUUUGUUUCAAUGUCGGAGCACGCAGAUACUACCUAAAUUAUUACACCCCUGUGAAAAAAUGGUAUUGGCCACUGUUAACUUUUGGCUACCUGUUUAUUGUUAUCCACGUUUUAAAGUCCUCAAAUUAAUAGUGUAACAGGUUGAAUCCAAGUCUGUUACAAUUGAACAUUGCUUUUUUGUGUUCUGAGCAGUGUUUGAGUUUGGCUUGUGUUGUGUACAUACGUUAGUUUUGCCAACAUUUCAAGUCUUUGACCAUAAUUCAGAAAUAAAACAAAUGGUCACAAACUGGGACUGGACAACGUGUACAUUGAGUAUUCAGAUAUUGUCCUGUAGAUUUACUUUUCUCCUUUGUUUUAAAAUCCUACAUUUAAAUGUACAUGUAUGUACCGGUAUGCACACUGUAGAAUAUGUGCAACCUUUCUAUGCCAUUUUUCUGUGUCAGUUGUAUUUAACUGACCUUGUUGGAUUUGUAUUGACAUGAAUGUGAAUAGAUUUGGAAAUAUUUUGUGAAGACUUUUUGAGUAAAUACUAAAGUGUACAUACCAGAAACAAGCUACUUUUUGGCAUGAAAGAAAAGCUGACGUAGCUUUAGUUUUGUGUGAAUAAAUGAAAUGCAUUUUUGAAAUGUUUUUUUCUGGCACAGUUUGUUACAGUUUUUUUAACGAAUUCUCUGUAUUUUAGAUAUGAAGUGGAAUUGGACGCUAGUUUCAUGUGUGAUUUAUGGUAUUUGAAAGUGUUUUCAUUUUGGUUUUAAAUUACAUGUACCUGUUAUAGCAAGGUUUAAGUAAUGACGUAGAAUAAGAGACAACUUUUUUCUGUGUCUUGGGAUUUACCGUUAGUGCAUCUGUGAUUAUUCAAAGAAAUACCGUCAAGUUAAUUGUUUCUGGCUAGGUUUGCCAUAUUGGUGUAAUGUUGUCUUAGGAAAAAGUCAACUGACGAUGAAAUGCGACUAAUGAAAUAAAGGAACGUUUGAACAAUCAUUAGGUACAAUUGUACAUGUAUAUUUAACAUAAAAAAAAAUCAUUAUAUAUUUUCAUAAAAGUGUGAUUGGUGAUUCGUUCGUGUUGGAGGUGUUUUCCACCUUUAACCUGUUCAUUAGAGCAUGCCUCUGACAGGAGACUUGUGUAGAUACGCAAGAGAGUAUGUCAUUUUAUUCCAUAUCUUAUUUUUGCUCCUGGAUUUUAACUCUUACAUUUGGGCACAGUUUUACUCUGAAGUCUAGGGGAAGGGGCUGUUAGUAUUUUUAAACAUUAAAAAAAAAUCUUAUGCAUGCUUUAAUAAAUUUUUAGACUUGGACAAAAAUGAUUGAAGAUUCAGAAAGUUUCACAAAACAUUUGUGGAAAAUCAGAUGUUUUGUGGGAUGGGGAAGCAGGAAUGGAGGGUUUGCUUGGCUGCCAUCUUGAAGACGAGUGCUUUUGUUCACAGGGUAUGCACAAAAGAGGUUCCCUAUGGAACAAAAGAAAACUGCCCUGCACGAUGGCUACCAUGCAAAGCCUCUAUGGCUUCCAUUAAAUUCCACAACUUCUUCCUGUAGAACUGUGCCCAUUAGCCAGCUUUCAUAUAUAUUUGGGUUGUCUCAUUGCUUGUGAUGUUGCACUCGACUGUGUCAUAGGAGAAUGCGGGCAUGCCUUGAUUCUAAGAAGUUGAGUUUACUGAAGGGCAGCUGAUAGUGGAAUGUCAUGGCAUAAGCCUUUCAAUUUACAGAGAAAGCUGUGUAAUUAUUUGGCGUGUGCUUUUUUUUAAUCUAUUCUCAUCUGGUGGUGACGUGGAUAGUUUUCCCAACACGUGUAAAAUAAAAUUUGAGAGGUUUUAGGAAGUGCAUUUUCUUUUCGUAAGUCACUGUAAAAAAGAAAGGUGGCUUUUUUUGUUGGUACAAGUUGGACCGAUUCUGUUUAAAGGUGUCUUGCCGGAGGAAAGCCCAAUAUUGGGUAACAAGACUUGGAUUAUUUUGGACCAAAAUGCAGAGGAAAUGGCAAGUGUGUACAACAACGGGCUUGGUGAUUUGUAAGAGUGCUGUCAUCUAGCAAGACCAACUGCAGGUGGAUGGAUGAAUAUGUGGUUCGUGUACUAUCAUUGGCAUUGUAGUGAGACUAUCUCCAGUACAUGGAAAAGAGCAGUGUCUGUGUGACUAAUGGCAAGGUUCGUUUGCCUGUGCCUGUGCUAGUCAGAUCCAAGGCAAUCAGAGAGUUCAGUGCUUUAGUUGAUGUAUUUAUUUCAUUACGCAUACUGUCCAUGCUUGGAUAGCACUGAUGUAAUUAGCUCUCGUAUCAUCAUAGAUCUUGUCACAGUUGAUUUUGUAUUGCACCAACAGUAAUGGUACCAAUUUGGAAACACCGUCAAUUACAAUGGAGUACAAAUACUAGAAACCUUUUAUCGUGAAUGGCCUGCUUGAUGAGUAUUGAUGUUAGAUGGAUGGUCCAAGACCAGACAUGUAACCUGUUUCCAUGUAGCAUUGGUUGUGCACACUUGCCGACGGUGCUGUUUAUGAUGGACAGUGUCAUGCAUGCACUGUAAGCCGGAGGUGGUUCUUACUGUUGCAGUGCAGUGCGUCCCUGCAUAGGGAUGGUGUUUUGUUGCGGUGCAUUUUACUUGUGAAUUUGGUCUCAAGGGUGGUGGCCUUUUAUUCGGGCGAAGCAGAAGGUUCCGAUGCUCAGUGGAUAGUGGCACGGUGCUGUGGCCAUACACGGGCAUACAGGGUGUGCAACCUCCUCAAAACCUACAGUAGACCGGAGAACUGAUGGCUUUUUUGCAGUCAACGCAACACUGCAUUAGGCAGUCAUUCCACCCUGUUUUGUUUAGGUCGGAUCAGUUGUUAACUGAUCACUGUCCAUUCCUGUUUUCCAUAAUCUGAAAAAAAAAACCACCUGUGGUUGACAUUUUAUGAGGAUCACGUGGAACGACAAUUCAGCUAUGUCUAGUAAUUUGUGGCUACAGCUUUGCUUUCUAACCAUUUGCAGGCUACUGAAAAUAGCCCUAGCCAGACAAUAUCCAUUUUUACAGAGUAUUAUUUUUUGGAAUAGUUUUGAGCAAGUACAACCAAAGUUCAGCUUUUUUUUUUCCUGGAUAGACUGCGGGUGUCUACUAUCCACUGAGCACUUCAGAAUUCUAGCUGUUCCCCAGUUUUCUCAGGUUUUCAAUGAAGAUAAAGAAGACAAAAGGAAUUGUACAUUUUCUGGCACUUUGCCAGAUUUUUUUCUAUGCUGUGUAUAACAAGAAUCAAUUUGUAGUCAUUUGUCGAAACCAAAAUGGAAAUUUUUAAUAAGAGGGUGAGAAAGUGCGUGUAAAUUCAGACCUUGAGAAGUUCCUGAAGGUGUUGGAAAUACUUUCGAGUGUUUUGUUUUUGUGCAUAAUUUUUGCAGUUACUAUUUCAGGAAGAUAUGGUACAUUAUGGUCGAUCACUACAUCUGUUUCUCAAAACUGCAGAUAUGUUUGCUCUCAUGGACUGUGGAUGCCUUUCGUUAUUGCCAGUCUUUUCUUCCAUGUAUGAAAGGGGAACCCCACUGGCGUGGAUUGUACACAUAAUUUUGUGUUAAGAAAUGGUAUGGGUUAGCAGAAGGUGCGAUUGUUUCCAAACAUUCCCCUUUAAAUAGCCAGGUUGAAAUGGAUGCAUCAUAAUCGAUGGGUGUCCCAUGAACACUGUGCCCAUGUUUGUUUGUUGUGAGAAGUAGUUGUCCUUGUAAAAGAAAAGCAGUUGUCCAUUUUGAAUUCAGUAGUCGGAACUGAUUAUUUAAGAAAUGUCAAAAAAUUCAAAGUAGCUGCUAUUUUGAAGUUGAAAGGAGACUUCAGCUUGGGUAAAAUGCAGAUAACAUAUAUGGCUGCAUGUCUUGAUUAAGAACCCAGGCCACAGAAUCAUUUACAUGUACAUGAACUCUCGCAUCUUCAGUCUCUAACCAAGUGCUACAGAAUACUUUGUUCAAGACUUUAUGUAAAUGCCAUUCACUUUUGAGUCUGGAGGUUAUUAAAACAGGACGUCUUUGUGAGAUUUUAAACCUGGUUUUAAAACCAGGAAGCUGAAUACGUUUGAGGUACAAAAUUAUAAGGUGAAUAAGUGUAGUUGGUCUUAAAGCAAUAGAGAUAAAUGUACAGCUUCCAUGUAGAUUGUCAGUACACUUCAAGUCUCAGGAUUGCUCUAAUGUUUUUACAGGCAAUUAACAGAACGUGUUGUAAAGUUUUCUGCUCAGUUAGACUCAAUUCAAGCCUGAGUUUGUGUGACAUCAAGCCAUACGGUUGUAACUUGGAGGGCAAGUUGUACGAUUUUUUAUCUGCAAAGGAACAUAGGUUUGGCUUUUAGUCCCUAUAUGAUCCGGCAGGUGUCCCCCCCCCCGCCCCUGACUGCUGUUCUGUGGUGCUCUCCUCACGCACAAAUCCCUUCCAGUCACCUCGCAUUCAAAGUGGAAUUUGAGGAACAAAUGUACCCGGGCAUCAAUCACCAAUGGCCUGCUAUACUACUAUGAAUAGAAGAACAUUUGCAUAGACAAAAAUGGCCCAGGUUAUUUUUAAAUGGCACCAGACUAGACACCUGCUAAGACUUGAAUCCAGUCCAGACAAAUGCCAUUCGAAGAUGGCUUCAUCCAAAGUUGGGAACGCAUCUUGGUUUUCAACAAACUUCAGGCCAAGAUGCAUUCAACUUGGGCUGAAUCUCAAGUAAUGACUUGUGGUUGAUUGAAAUGGAGAAAAUUACUUUAAUAAGACAUGGACUCAAAACAGUAAUUUUCCAUUCCGCACUGCCAUUCAAGACGAUCACAGUUGAAACUGUUCAAACUACAAUGCAAUGGCUGGAUGCACCACAAGCCUGGGUUGCAGGCUGGAACGAUUUCUUUGCACACCAAUCGAAAUAAAACAAGAGGAUUGCUUUUCAAAAAGGGUCUUUAUAAAAAGAUCUGAGAACAAUUGUCUGAGACCUAGAGUUUAGAUGAAAAUUUUGUCACUGUGCAUUUUGAAGUGUGAAUAUUCCCCACUGGUUCUAGAACUGGUUCUCUAACUUCUGUACUUUAUGUACCAUUUCUACCGUCAUUUACUUUGCUGUAUUCAAACAAGUUUUUUCCUGUGUGCUUUUAAUAUUUUUAAUUAUUUCAAUCCAACUGAAACCAAUGUUUUAGGUAUUAAACCAGUAUUAACUACCAUGUGUGAUCAUGCAACAAAGA
Molecule: messenger RNA, 9762 nt
Organism: Acanthaster planci (crown-of-thorns starfish)
Lineage: Eukaryota; Metazoa; Echinodermata; Asteroidea; Valvatida; Acanthasteridae
Biological process (GO): regulation of transcription by RNA polymerase II
Molecular function (GO): DNA-binding transcription factor activity, RNA polymerase II-specific; RNA polymerase II cis-regulatory region sequence-specific DNA binding
Source: RefSeq, a predicted model, not a curated record